CUGUCUUCCGUCUCCAGGCCAGAAGCGGCGCUGUUUCCGGCGCUCCCAAGCCCAAGACGUUGACACUUUGCCAAGUCAUGACCGACUUCCGGUAGCGUUCAAAUACGAGAACGACAAAAGAGCGAGCGAGUGGCAAAACCUUCAAGGUUGCAUGUGAGGGCCAUGGCUCGCGGGCAGCAGAAGAUUCAGUCCCAGCAGAAGAACGCUAAGAAGGCCGCCGAGAAGAAGAAGGGGCAGGCGGCCGACCAGAAGACGGCGGCCAAGGUGGCUCUGGUCCACACCUGUCCCGUCUGCAGGACCCAGAUGCCUGAUCCCAAGACCUUCAAGCAACACUUUGAGAGCAAACACCCCAAGUCUCCGAUGCCUCCUGAGCUGGCCGACGUUCAGGCUUGAAGGAGCCGACCCGACUCGACGGCCGGGAUGACGUAGACCGGGAAGUCCAUCUAACCGCUUGGAGGUGACGCGCGUGUGUGUGUGAGUGGGAAGAAGACCGUGACAAAAAGUUUGCCGGCAGCGUCCCGUUUAGAGAAAAAAAAAAAAAAAAAAAAAAAUAUUUAUUGCAUACAAGCAACGUGCUUAUAAACUGUCAGGAUUGCGUGCAAAGGAAAGACAAGGCCACACAUUUCAACUUUUUUCAUCCUUUAAUUGGCUUUUAUUAAUCUUACCUGAGUGAAGCAAGCUGCGGUGAGAAGUGAAAAAACAAAACUUAAAAAAACAAUAGGCCACUAAAUAUCUUUCGGUGCGUAGCAACAGCGCCUCAGCCCCCCCCCCCUCCUUUUUUUUUUUUUUUUUUUUUCCCUCCCCACCUGGCAAUAACUUACUGAAUAUAUUUUUCAUUGGUUUGGACUGCUGACAUCCCCAACUUUAAUAAGCACAAAUCGUGUUUCAUGCUCGACUGUUGUGGCUUCAAACUCGACUUUAAAUGUACACCAACAUUGUAUUGAAAGUCUUCAUCUUUUCAAAAGGACUAUUUAGAAAGUUAUGUGACCAAAUAACUAACAGCUGUGUAUCUUGUAAUAAAAAUCAAAGUCCACUUC
Molecule: messenger RNA, 1037 nt
Organism: Syngnathoides biaculeatus (alligator pipefish)
Lineage: Eukaryota; Metazoa; Chordata; Actinopteri; Syngnathiformes; Syngnathidae
Product: Zinc finger protein 706-like
Exons: 4
Coding region: 163-393 (76 amino acids)
Source: RefSeq, a predicted model, not a curated record